AGUUAAAACUUUAUAGUAUUUCAAAGCGAUAAGACCAACGAACACAUUUUCCCUUCGUACUUCACAAACAAAACGUUUGUUCGUUUCAAAGAAAAGUGCGUUCAUACUCCUUAUCAAAUUAGCUCUCUAGCUUUACACGGUACGCGAUUCCUUCGACCCCAGUCCAUUCGUCAAGAGCCGCAGCGCCUCUACAGCAAUCAUGACGAUUGAUGCGCGGCCCACCUCCCCGCGGCCGCUGAAGGCCACCGCCUCUUCUCGUGCCCAGAGUGACGAGGACAACUACGAGCAGCAGCAGCAGCGAACGGCCGAGAACGGUGUCUUCAAGCGUGUCGCCGCCUCCCUGCAAGCGCAGCGCACCGUGCAGCCCGUGAACGACCUCGCCGAUAACAUGAAGCCCUCCCGCUCGACCAAGCGGUGCCUUCGCCUAUCCAUCGGCGACCCGACCGUCGACGGCAACCUCAAGACGCCCGAAAUUGUCAUCGACGCCGUCGUCGACGUCGUGCGCUCGGGUGACUUCAACGGCUACCCGCCGUGCGUUGGCGCGGACAACGUGCGUCAGGUUGUGACCGACUACUGGCGUCGCUUCUGCCAGACGAAGAACCGCAAGGAGGCGGUGCACUGGGAGAACGUGAUCAUCACUUCCGGGGUGUCGCACGCCAUCAUGCUGGCUCUCACUGCCCUGUGCAACGAGGGCGACAACGUUCUGAUGUGUGCACCGUCCUUCCCGCACUAUAAGAGCGUGUGCGACAGCUACAACAUUGAUUGCCGCUUCUACAACCUUGACCCGUCGAAGCACUGGGAAUGCGACUUGAACCAAGCGGCCGGCCUCGUUGACGACCGCACAAAGGCGUUCAUCAUCAUCAACCCGUCCAACCCGUGCGGCAGCAACUACUCGCGCGCCCACCUGAACGAGAUCAUCGAGUUCUGCCAGUUCCGCCAGCUCCCCCUCAUCAGCGACGAGAUCUACGCGGAGAUGGUGCUGCACAACGGCAUCUUUACCUCCAUUGCCGACUUCGACACUAACGUGCCGCGUCUGGUGCUAGGUGGGACGGCCAAGUACCAGGUAUGCCCCGGCUGGCGCGUGGGUUGGUCCCUCCUGAUCGACCGUCUCGGUGUGGCCAGCGAGUGGAUGGACGGCAUGUCGCGUCUGUCGCAGCUCUUCUCGGGGGUGAACUCCCUCUGUCAGGAGGCGAUUGCGCGGACGCUGCUGGACUGCCCACCCGCGAACACGGAGCACCUAGUGGCGCAGCUGGAGGCAGGGGCGAAGGUGUACAACCGCCUGCGAGAGCACGACAUCGGCCUCACCUUUGACCCCCCGCACGCCUCGAUGUUCGUGAUGCUGAAGGUGAACUUCAGCUACUUCAAGGACAUCGCGUCGGACAUGGACUUCUACGAGAAGCUGCUGGAUGAGGAGAACGUGCAGGUGCUGCCGGGCGAGAUCUUCGGCAUGACCGGCUUCAUCCGCGCGACCGUUUCGCGCCCGCCGCCGGUGCUGAACGAGGCGGUUGACCGCAUCAUCGAGUUCUGCGAACGCCACAAGAAGUAA
This is a messenger RNA of Leptomonas pyrrhocoris, 1546 nucleotides long. Its product is annotated as tyrosine aminotransferase (TAT). Gene Ontology annotation, biological process: amino acid metabolic process; biosynthetic process. Lineage: Eukaryota; Euglenozoa; Kinetoplastea; Trypanosomatida; Trypanosomatidae. The transcript has a single exon. Gene Ontology annotation, molecular function: transaminase activity; pyridoxal phosphate binding. The record is from RefSeq and is a predicted model, not a curated record. Bases 200 to 1546 code for a protein of 448 amino acids.